This is a messenger RNA of Cryptomeria japonica (Japanese cedar), 711 nucleotides long. RefSeq lists its product as uncharacterized. The record is from RefSeq and is a predicted model, not a curated record. Gene Ontology annotation, molecular function: phosphoprotein phosphatase activity. The coding region runs from base 1 to 711 and encodes 236 amino acids. The transcript has a single exon. Lineage: Eukaryota; Viridiplantae; Streptophyta; Pinopsida; Cupressales; Cupressaceae.
AUGGUAACCUUUAGAGGAGUUAUAUCAAACCUUAGGUCGGCCACUCCUAUUCCCAUUGCCAUUCCUACCCGUAUUCAAUUUGAAGGAACGAAAGUUAAACGAGAAAAAAUGAAGUCAAUCCUGGAGAAAAUUAACACAAGGAAAAACGUCGAUGAGAUCAACAGAGAAACGAUACUUCCUUCGCCACAAUCUCAGACAGCCAAAACAAUCGUAUUGGACUUGGAUAACACUCUGAUCAAUGCAACAUUCUCUGCCACACCAUCCCACUACGACUUUUUGUCCGAAUUGGCAAAGAUUUAUGAAGUUGUGGUCUUUACUGAGGCACCCAAAAAGGAUGCUGAUGUUUUUCUGGAUAAGUUUGAUGUUAACAGGUAUAUUGACCGGCGGCUGUACAGAGACUCGCCUUGGACUGGUAAAGAUCAUGUGAAGAGUUUGAGUAAGGGGACUCUCAAGUGUGUUUUGGAUGUGGAUUUGAAGGACGUUAUUGUUGUUGAUCAUGAGGGAGUUGGGUAUAUGUUUGAGAAAGAAAAUGGGUUUUUCGUGAAGAGAUUUGAGGGAGAUGUGGAGGAUGGAGAGUUGUAUGAGGUUUUGGAGAUUUGUAAGGCUGCUGCUGGGUAUGAAGAUGUGAGGGAAUUUAGAAGGGGAGUGCCCAUCAGAUUUAGAAGCGAGAAUAGGCCUCAGAAAAGAGCUUCGAGUUGUACAGUGCAAUGA